Messenger RNA from Acanthoscelides obtectus, 2337 nucleotides. Lineage: Eukaryota; Metazoa; Arthropoda; Insecta; Coleoptera; Chrysomelidae. The record is from the annotation of a GenBank genome assembly.
GGCGUUCAGGAAAUUUCCAUAUAUAACGUUCUCUGUUUACUGCUUAAGAUUUAUACAUGUCUAUCUCUCUCACAUCUGUGGACAACCUAGAAAGCUCUGGCUCGUCCAGGAGAAAUCUAGAAUGUUUUCUGUUUUCAUACUCUCCAUCAGCUGUUUCUUUGACAGUGACAUUUCGCAGUGUUUGAUCUUUUCGGCAAUAGGUGGACAUUGUUUUCUAAUUUCCAAAUAAAGGUGUAAAAGGCUACUAUCCGGCGUUUUGCAAACAUUUUUGUGCGUAAGCCCGUGCAGUUUAGCUACAAUCAGUCUUAAAUAUCUUUGUUAUCAAAGUUAAAAGACCAGUCACUUGUAUGGACCAUUUAAACAUGACUGGAGACACAACUCAACAGAACCCCCCGUCUGUCUUUGGUUUCGACCAUUAUCCACCACAGCUUCAAGUGAACUGGAACCAGUCUAAUCCAUUUGGGCUACCAACAAGCCCAACAUGUCAAUCUCAAUUCAAUCCUGGAAUACCAGCAGGGAUACAGUCGCCAGUUUGUUCUCCCCAACCAGUCUUCCAUACUGCAUUUAACCCCAUAGAGGUACCCCAGCAAAAUCAGUAUGCUCCAACUAUUCAACAGCAAACUGGUAGUACAUCAUAUAUUUCAACUAGCCCUCCUAAUUUAAUAGGACAUCAGUUUGGAUUCAAUGUGACAUCGUUCUCACAACCUCAGCCAAGUUACUCAUUUGGCCCUAAACCUUCUACAAGUAAUAAUGAGGUUGUACAGUUUCCAUUUCAAGCUGCCAAUCUUUAUAGGUGUAAAAGGAAAACGGACUCUCCUCCGCUUCAGCCUAGCAAGCAACAUGUCACAGAGGAAAAGAUGGCAGAGCACAUGUCCAAAUUGCACAUUAACUCUGAAUCAGCACCAAAAUCAGAGACAACAGAGAAUCAAAUGAAGAGACUGUACAUGUGUGAAGAGAUGAGAAAACUACAGACUGAACCUAUUUUGCCAAACUCCAUCAUUCACAGAAUGUCACAACCAUGUACAGCAUUGGUUCUCUGGAGACCUCCCAAUGCAAGACCAUUGCCCCUUGAUGAUGAAAACCAGAAUAAUAACAACAAUGAGUCUGAAAUGGGCGACAACUCGGCAAAUGUGACGCUCCCUACUAUGGAGAUGGAUAGUUAGCUCAAUGGAAACAAAUGGUGGGAGAGGUACCUUUAAGUCUGAUGCAAUUUCUUGUAUGUCAUACUAAUACUAUGAUUGGUGUAGGUUGUCCACUGGUUCUGUUGUACUCUUUUCUAUACCUCUAUUAAACCACUUUUCCUAAGCAGUGUAGUACAAUUUUGUAUCCAGAUGAUUUAUAACAAAGUGACUUAAUAUGUCAAUAAAAUUAACUUUUUGCAUUUACCUGUGGGUAUCCUACAGGAAGUAGUUGUUAGUUAGUACCAAGGACAACCGCUGCUGUAAACCAAGCAAAUACUAUUUUCUAAUCGUAUUUUAUAUUAUAGGUGACAAAGUGUACCCUAUUUCACGAGUAUCCAUCUUGACGUCUACUGAUGUGAACAGCUGAUCAGCAAGUGACAUGGCAAUAAUGAAUCUGGUGUAAAUCUAGUAAAACUUGUUUGUGGCGUUUUGUUUUUUGUAUGUAAAUGAACUUUUCUAAAUAAAAGAGCUGUUAGCAAGUACAAAAGAAAUCUGCUAGUAUACAAAAACCAAAACGAAAUAUGGCUCUGACUACCUGGCGUUCACGGAUCCGUCCUGUGCUGAUAUGGGGAAAUUUGGGAUAUUAUUAGACAAUCAGCUGUCAUUCUACCGUGAUGAAUACUUGUGAAAUAGGGUAUAAUGAUAUUGAAGAUAUAUCAAUUGGUUGUUUGACAUCACUCCAGUACGUACGUAGCACGUCUAGAAGAUGAUUACAUGAAAAAGUUUUUAACGGUAUUUUGUUGAUGCUAUUUACUCAAAACAAAAAUUGAGCAUUUUCAUAAUUGUAUAUUGUAAGUCAUUUGGAAAGUUGUCUUAUCAUUGUUCAAAAAUUUGCGAUAAUUUUUUUGUAUGUUAUUAAAAAAAAUACUAUAAAUUUAAUGCAUUUCAAAGCUUCCAAAAUGUUUUUGCUGGUCUUGAAAUCAAUUCAUUGUGUUGUUAACUUCUCAAUCAAUAGUUGGUUUCUGGUGCUUGAUUGUUUUGCCUUUCCAUUUUUACUUUGUUGCAUUAAAUCCCAUUCUCACAUUAACAAGUCUUCUCACUUUCUUUCUUCAGUUGUUUCAGAUUUGCAAUGCAUCUAGGGUAAAAGUGGAAUAGCAACGAUAUCAGUACUUUUUUAAGAAUGUUUUGUACUUUUUAUUUUUAGUGUGUACAUGAC